Molecule: messenger RNA, 312 nt
Organism: Triticum dicoccoides
Lineage: Eukaryota; Viridiplantae; Streptophyta; Magnoliopsida; Poales; Poaceae
Product: DNA-directed RNA polymerase III subunit RPC8-like
Exons: 4
Biological process (GO): transcription initiation at RNA polymerase III promoter; DNA-templated transcription
Cellular component (GO): RNA polymerase III complex
Source: RefSeq, a predicted model, not a curated record
CUUCUGAGCCAGAUUGAGCACAACCUGCCGAUGCCUCCGCACUUGCUGACUCGCCCUCUCGUUGACGCCAUCAAGGCCGAACUCGAGAGGCUCUUCCUGGAUAAGGUGGUUGUGAAUCUCGGUCUCUGCGUGUCCGUCUAUGGCAUCCUUGCCGUUGAAGGCGGAUUCAUCUUUCCAGGAGAGGGCUGCUUGACGUAUAAAGUUUCAUUUGGGUUAUUGAUGUUCAGGCACUUUAUUUGGGAGGUCCUUGUUGGGAAGAUCAGUGGAUAUGACGAGAAGGGUUUACAAGGUGACUUGACAAAUUUUUCAUAA